CAUCAUUUAUAAACAUUGGUGGACGAACUUUGUAACCAGUCACAAGAAGUUUUUCGGACAUAGAUUUUGUAUUUGGGACACUUUCAAACUUCUGACGCGAGGAAUGAAGAGAUGAAUUUUAUCCCGGUAUUGUGAAGAUGGCGCGAGUCCAGAGCCCAGUCCCAUAGACUGAAAGGAAGGAAUGCAGAUAGAUGGAAGGUGCUUGGGAUAUUGCAUCUGUGAUCUUCCAGGUGUGGGUGUCAAUUGUGGUGGGCCUCAUCAUGUUACCUGCCAUGUUUGGCGUGUCCCUGGGGUUCACUGAUAUCUACAUCAAGGUGCUGGUUAAGACACUUGAGUGGGCAACCCUCAGGAUCCAGAGAGGGCAAAAGCAACAGGCCACACUCUCAUCACAGUCAACCAAUGGGAUUAUAGAAAAGGAUGAUGGCUCAAUGGAGGAGGAGAUCGGAGAGCUGCGACGGUCCCACCCCAAAUCUCUGGCAGGGGGAGACUUUACGCUAUGUGAUGUCUUUUAUUUUUGUAAGAAAGGCAUUGAGAACAUUGUUGAGGAUCAGGUGACUCAGCGCUUCUCGUCGGAGGAACUGGCUUCCUGGAACCUCCUCACGCGAACCAACAACAACUUUCGUUACAUCAGUGUGCGGGUCACUAUCAUAUGGGGCCUGGGAGUUUUUAUACGUUACUGUAUCCUGCUGCCUCUCAGGAUCACUUUGGCUGCUAUUGGAUUGAGCUGGCUGGUGAUUGGGACUACUAUUGUUGGAUUUCUACCCAACAGCAAUGCGAAGAACUGGCUCAGUGAUCUGGUUCACAUUACUUGCUAUAGAAUAUGUGCCAGAGGCCUGUCAGCCACUAUCUGCUAUCAUAAUAAGGAGAAUCGCCCCAAAAAAGGAGGUAUUUGUGUUGCCAACCACACCUCCCCAAUUGACAUUGUCAUUCUGGCAAACGAUGGAUGUUAUGCUAUGGUGGGUCAAGUUCAUGGAGGGCUGAUGGGGGUUAUCCAGAGGUCAAUGGUGCGAUCCUGUCCCCAUGUGUGGUUUGAGAGAUCAGAGGGGAAAGAUCGCCAUGCGGUUGCCAAAAGGUUAAAAGACCAUAUUGCUGAUGAAACCAAGUUGCCAAUCUUGAUCUUCCCAGAGGGUACUUGCAUUAAUAAUACAUCAGUCAUGAUGUUCAAGAAGGGAAGCUUUGAAAUUGGUGGAACGAUAUACCCAGUAGCAAUCAAGUAUGACCCUCAGUUUGGAGAUGCUUUCUGGAAUAGUGCCAAGUACAACAUGGUGAGCUACCUUCUCAGAAUGAUGACCAGCUGGGCCAUUGUGUGCAAUGUGUGGUACCUCCCACCUAUGACUCAACAGGAUGGGGAGGAUGCUGCUCAUUUUGCUAACAGAGUGAAAUCAGCCAUAGCACAUCAGGGAGGACUGGUGGAUUUGUCCUGGGAUGGAGGACUGAAGCGAGCAAAGGUGAAGGACUCAUUUAAAGAGGAGCAACAGAAGAUGUACAGCAGUAUGAUUGUUGGCUUGGACUGUCACAAGACCUUUGUGGGUCCUGCAUAGAUUUCAGCUCAAAAUAUUUAUGAACUUGAUUUGAAAGUGAAAAACACUUGUAGGUGAGCCAUCGGAAACAAUCACUCAGCUUGCACCAACACAGUUAUGAUGCUGUGUGAUUUUUCCCCUUUUAAUAUAGGGGGCUCUUUUUUUUUAAAACUGGAACAUUAACUUCUUUCUUUCUUUUUUACAUCCCAAACUGGAUUUGUCUUUUUGGGUGUUAUGUUUAUCUUUUGAAUGCAUCCUUAAAUCUAUAAUAAUAAUGUGAAGACAAUUCAAGAUUGUGGUGAUAUAUAUAUAGUCUUAUUACACUUUUGUCAAGUUAUUUGUUCUCAAACGUUGCUAGGUGCUGAUAUGUUUUGUUUUCCCCACAGUACACUAUUUAGAUUUGCAUGUUACUAUUUUCACUUUUAUGCAUGGUCUUAUCCUAUUCUAUUCCUGUUACAUGAUUUAUGAAAGACUGCUUUAGAUAAAGCUCUUAAAGAAUGCCAGUUGCACACUCUUAAAGGGAUAGUUCACCCAAAAAUGAAAAUUCUGCCAUCAUUCACGUCCCCUUAAAUUGUUUCAAACCUUUAUGACUUUCUUUCUUCCACUGAACACAGAAUGACAAUCUGACAGUCACUAUUCAGCUGCAUUGCAUUUGUUUUCCAUAUAAUGAAAGUGAAAGGUGAAUGAGACUGCCAUCUACCUUACAUCUCAAUUUGUGUUCCAUGGAAGAAAGAAAGACGGUUUAGAACAAUAUAAGAAUGAGUACAUUAUGACAGAAUUUAAAUUGGUGGGGUGAACUAUUCCUAUGAGGACUUUUCUCAGGUCCAGCUGACUGUUGUUGUGUGGACACUAGAGGUCACUCUUAGCAAACUAAAGAAAAUCUUAGCCACGCCAGACAGCUCACUGUCACAAUUUGCCUUUUCUCAAUAAAACAAUGAAAUUAAA
This is a messenger RNA of Myxocyprinus asiaticus (Chinese sucker), 2465 nucleotides long. RefSeq names its product glycerol-3-phosphate acyltransferase 3. Gene Ontology annotation, biological process: triglyceride biosynthetic process. Lineage: Eukaryota; Metazoa; Chordata; Actinopteri; Cypriniformes; Catostomidae. The transcript has 13 exons. Gene Ontology annotation, molecular function: glycerol-3-phosphate O-acyltransferase activity. Gene Ontology annotation, cellular component: endoplasmic reticulum. The record is from RefSeq and is a predicted model, not a curated record. The coding region runs from base 192 to 1541 and encodes 449 amino acids.